Messenger RNA from Anisakis simplex (herring worm), 291 nucleotides. The record is from the annotation of a GenBank genome assembly. Lineage: Eukaryota; Metazoa; Nematoda; Chromadorea; Rhabditida; Anisakidae.
AUGGAUCGGAGCAAUCUGAAGAAACGCUAUUACGAGUUGAAUUUCGAUAAACUGCGUGACGUUUGGCACGUUGGUAUGAUGCGUGCGCUGCUGAAGGCGAAAGCAAAAAGUUUAUGCGAAUUAGUACCAGAAAACGAAUGCAUAAUUUAUGGUUUAUGUGCGAAAGAUUCGAAAUCGGUCGCCGACUUAGCGAACUGUGUUGUAAUACUGCUUGAUGCAAAACAACGUGAGAAAAUUAGAAACGAAGAAAGCAAUGCAGUAUCCAAGAAAGGUAUCAUCUAUUAUACUUGA